Molecule: messenger RNA, 1284 nt
Organism: Strongylocentrotus purpuratus (purple sea urchin)
Lineage: Eukaryota; Metazoa; Echinodermata; Echinoidea; Camarodonta; Strongylocentrotidae
Product: putative nuclease HARBI1
Exons: 3
Coding region: 1-1284 (427 amino acids)
Source: RefSeq, a predicted model, not a curated record
AUGCCGUUGAUUCCACCUCAACUACUACGAGAUCCACAACCCCAGCACUUUGACCGGCUGAGGGAGAGGGUGGCAUAUGCCCGUUACCGUUACAAUCUUAACCUAGCGGCCCUGGUUGCCCUGGUGGCAGAAGAAGAAAGACGUGCGGAGCUCCUGCGCAGAAAAAGAAGAUGGUGGCUCAUGAAUGAGCUCAGAAGGGAAAGCCCGGCAGACUUCAAGUCUUUCCUCCGGGUGGAGCCAGAUCUGUUUUUAGAGCUGGUACAACGAGUUGGUCCCAGGAUCGAGAAGAGUAAAAAAGGCAGACCCCCCUUGCAGCCUGGCUUGAAGCUCGCGAUCACCCUGCGCUUCCUUGCCACGGGCAACUCUUUCCGGUCUCUGGAGUUCAGCUUUAGGGUGGCCCACAACACCAUUUCUAUAUUCAUCCCCGUGGUGUGCCAGGCCAUCGUUGACGAAUACAGGCAGAAAGUUUUCAAAACUCCAUCCACCCCUGAUGAGUGGCGGCGCGUGGCCCAGGUCUUCCAGGAUCGCUGGAACUUUCCCCAUGUUUGCGGAGCGGUUGACGGCAAGCACGUGGCCACCCGGAAGCCGGCUCACAGUGGUAGUACAUACUACACUUACAAAGGCUACUACAGUAUCGUCAUACUAGUGCUCGCCGACGGUGAAUACAAAGCUCUCUGGGCUGACGUUGGUUCACAGGGCUCCGAUUCCGACUGCGGCAUUUUCAACAGGUCCGGGCUCCUCCGUUCUCUCAUCACUGGCACCAUCGGCUUCCCGCCUCCUGAGCCCCUGCCCAACGACGAUCGAGACUCAGGGUUUUUCCUCCUGGGAGAUAAUGCGUUCCCCCUCCGUGAGUUCAUGCUCAAGCCCUUCUCUAAACGAUAUCUCAACCGUGAGGAGAUGGUGUGCAACUACAGGUUAUCUCGGGCAAGGAGGGUGGUGGAAAAUCUCUUCGGCAUCAUGGCCAAGCGCUUUCGGUGCCUGCUGACAACGUUGGACGUCGAGCCAGAACGAGCCAUGACAAUCAGCAAUGCCUGCAUAACACUGCACAAUCUCCUGAGGGCCCGUUAUGGUCUCGCGCCACGUGAAGCUGAUGAAGAAGAUGACCAGAACCAGCUGAUGCCUGGGGCCUGGAGGACAGAUGCCGUCAUGCGGGAGGUGGAGGACCAGGCCCGUGCACCACGCGCCAAUGCAGCCGGCCAAGCCCUACGCUCAACCUUCAAGGCGUACUUUAACUCUGAUGCAGGGAGUGUCCCAUGGCAACUGCCUAUUCUCGGAUUUCAGUAG